Messenger RNA from Cynara cardunculus var. scolymus (artichoke), 2318 nucleotides. Its product is annotated as OTU domain-containing protein 5-A-like. NCBI's taxonomy places the organism in Eukaryota, Viridiplantae, Streptophyta, Magnoliopsida, Asterales, Asteraceae. Gene Ontology annotation, biological process: protein deubiquitination. Bases 504 to 2063 code for a protein of 519 amino acids. The transcript is spliced from 9 exons. Gene Ontology annotation, molecular function: K63-linked deubiquitinase activity; cysteine-type deubiquitinase activity. The record is from RefSeq and is a predicted model, not a curated record.
UCAAGCUAUCCCUUAUCAAUUUUCUGCUCCACAAAAACCCUACCAACUUUCUCAAUAAUCUACUCUGUUCAAUCUCUUUCACACACUCUUUAGAUCACACUACACCGACUCCAUUCCCACGCUCCAAUUUCUCAUCUUAGGUUAUUGUUUUGGGUUUUCGGAGGUGAACUGAUCGGAGGUAAAAAAAUUCGCGUUACUUUCGGAAGGGCUAGGGUUUGGUUGUUCUUCAAUCUCAUGAGAAUUGUUAGGGGGAUGCAGAGAUCGCUUCAGCUGGAGAACGAAGAAGAAAUUGGUUGGAGCAAUAGAAGAAAAUCUUUUACCGGAGGAAUUGGAGUCACGUCGCCUAAGGCCAGGACACGUGACAAAUCGAAAAUUAGGGUUUUAUAAUUUACCAAAAUUGGUUUAAGAAAAGAACUUUGUAUUUGUUUGAUUUAGGGGGAAAAGAAUAUUCAGAACAAAUUAAGGGGUUCUAGGGUUAUCGAAAUCUUGAAAUUUGGAAAAGGAUGACUCGUGUUUUUGUUCAAAGAGGUUCUGCUACAGCUGGUUCGUCUUCAUCGUCAAAUAAUACAAACAGGUCGAGUUCUUCGUCUUCUUCGAGUCCACCGCAGGUUCAGGUUGCUCCUCCACAGUUUCUGGAAGCAGGGGAGGAGGUUCAAGAACAGGUUCUUUGUGAAGAUCUUCCUUUAGAAACUGUUGAUCGUGAUCGAAAUGAUGAUAUUGAUGCACCCAUUAGUGAGAAAAUUGAGGAUGAAACUGUCAUGGGUUCUGAAGAUAUUUUGAAAAGAAUUGGUGGGUUGAGGGUAAAUGAGGAGGAAGAAAAAAAAGAUGGAUUAAAGAUUGAUGAUUAUCCUUCUCAGACUAUCGGUGGACGUCCGUAUCCUCCUCCACCACCUGCUCCACCACCGAAACCUUCUUCGGCAAGUUCUAAUUCCCGGAGAUUUGUCCCUGGAAACUCUGCUGGUUUGCGAAUUGGACCGUCGGGAAGAGCAACCGCCUGGCCGGUUGUUUCAACAAGAACAUCGCCGGCAGGAUCUCGAGCUUCAUCUCCAAGGUCUCAUUGCGAAAAUGAUGGCUACAAUAGUGCUGAUGAACAAAACUCUUGCUAUGGAUCUUCUUAUGGUGAUGCUGUGAGUUCUAGUCGUUUUUGUCACUACAAAGAACUGAAUAAUAAUCAGACUAAUACGGAAAGGGAACGUCAGUUCGAGAUUGAUAUUAGACGGACAAAAGGUUAUGAAGUGAAAAGAAUGCUGGAAGAUGGGAAUUGCUUGUUUCGUGCUGUUGCAGAUCAAGUGUAUGGUGAUUCAGAAGCAUAUGAUUUGGCUAGGCAGAUGUGCAUAGAUUACAUGGAACGGGAGAGAGACCAUUUCUCGCAGUUUGUAACAGAAGGUUUCACUUCUUAUUGCAAGAGGAAGAGACGGGAUAAAGUCUACGGGAAUAAUGUGGAGAUUCAAGCAUUGUGUGAAAUGUAUAAUCGGCCUAUUCAUAUCUAUUCGUAUAGCACUGAGCCUAUCAAUAUAUUCCAUGGGAGCUAUAAUACAGACACGCCUCCUAUCCGGCUAAGUUACCAUCAUGGCAACCACUACAAUUCUCUUGUUGAUCCUCGCCGAUUGACAAUAGGUGCCGGGCUUGGUUUUAGCUGCCUGCAGGGGACGAACGUUGAUAAAGAUAAAGUUAAGGCAGCAAUCAAAGCUCAACAAGAUCAACAGAUGGAUAACGCUCUUCUUUGGUCAGAUGUGGAGCUAACCGAGAAAGAAAUCGAACGUAUGGUGAUGGAAGCUUCAAGGGCUGAAUAUAUGGCAAAUGAUAAGUUCAAACAGCAACUUGGUCCAAGAGAAUCUUCAACAUCUGGUGCUGAACCAUCAUCUUCUGGAGGCACAGCAUCUGGAGGUGAGAGUGAAGGAAAGGUGCUGUGCAGCAGUAGCAGUAUGCAGAUGGUGUUGUCAAUGGGAUUCAGCUAUUUGCAGGCAAUGGAGGCUUACAGCAUAUUUGGUGAUGAUGUUGAUUCCAUGGUUUGUUAUCUUCUGGAAACCAGCAGCAGACGCAAAGGGAAGGCCACAGAGUAAUAAAUAAUAAAUAAAUAUGGAAAUAGCAUCAGAUUUGUAGUAGUAAUAGUAAUAAAUAAAAAUGGGUAUUUGCAAAUCUCUGCAAUAAGCCCUUUUAGCUGAAUUGAAUGUUGAACAGCAUCAGCAUUCAGCAUCUCCUGUAUAUGUCUGUUAAAUCUUGCUAUUGCCAAUUAUCAACUCUAGACUAUAUUUCUUUGCUUUUAAAUAUUUUAUUAAUAAUUCUCCUCUGAUUUUUUAUGGCAAAAUUAUAUUCAU